Molecule: messenger RNA, 633 nt
Organism: Limanda limanda (common dab)
Lineage: Eukaryota; Metazoa; Chordata; Actinopteri; Pleuronectiformes; Pleuronectidae
Product: integumentary mucin C.1-like
Exons: 2
Source: RefSeq, a predicted model, not a curated record
AUGUGUUUUCUGUUUCUGCAGCUUGAACCUCGUCCUUCAACAACUACUACACCAACCCUAACAACAACUACAACCCCAACUACAACAACAACAACACCUUCCCCUACAACAACAACAACUACAACACCAGCAACAACCCCAACCCCAACAACAACUUCAACACCUACCCCUACAACAACAACAACUCCAUCUACAACACCAACUACAACAACAACUACAACACCGACCCCUUCAACAACUACUACACCAACCCCAACAACAACUACAACCCCAACUCCAACAACAACACCAACACCUUCAACAACUACAACACCAACCCAAACUACAACCCCAACUGCAACAACAACACCAACCCCGACAGCAACUACAGCACCAACAACAACACCAGCCCCGACAACAACAACAACUCCAACAACACCACCAACAACAACUCCAACCCCUACAACUACAACACCAACUCCAACAAUAACUACAACACCUUCAACAACUACAACACCGACAACAACUCCAACAACAACACCAUCAACAACUACAACACCUACCCCAACAACAACUACAACAACAACCCCUACAACUACAACACCAACUCCAACAACAACACCAACACUCACAACAACUACAACACCGACACCU